Messenger RNA from Helianthus annuus (common sunflower), 1035 nucleotides. RefSeq names its product abscisic acid receptor PYR1. The transcript has a single exon. Gene Ontology annotation, molecular function: protein phosphatase inhibitor activity; signaling receptor activity; abscisic acid binding. Gene Ontology annotation, cellular component: cytoplasm; nucleus. NCBI's taxonomy places the organism in Eukaryota, Viridiplantae, Streptophyta, Magnoliopsida, Asterales, Asteraceae. The record is from RefSeq and is a predicted model, not a curated record. Gene Ontology annotation, biological process: abscisic acid-activated signaling pathway. Bases 89 to 748 code for a protein of 219 amino acids.
UAAACUAAACAAAUCUAGUCCUUAUCUAUCCCCCACACCCUCUUUCUCUCUCCUCCUCACUCACCCGGAUCACCCAACGUCAACAAACAUGGAGCAAGCCGGCACCUCCACACCGGAACACCAAAACCCACCACCACAAACCACCACAACUACCCACCACCUCUCCCUCCCACCAGGCUUAACCGAACACGAGUUCAACCAACUCAAAACCUUCGUAUCCAACUUCCACACCUACCAUCUCUCACCCUCCCAAUGUUCUUCCCUACUCGCCCAACACAUCCACGCGCCGGUCGACGUCGUCUGGUCCGUCGUCCGCCGGUUCGACAAACCCCAAACUUACAAACACUUCAUCAAAAGCUGCACCGUCGGUGAAAACUUCAAAAUGGAAGUGGGGUGCACGCGCGAUGUCAACGUCAUCUCCGGCUUACCGGCGGCCACUAGCACCGAGCGGUUAGACUUGUUGGAUGAUGACAACCACGUGAUGGCGUUCACUAUUAUUGGUGGUGAACACCGGUUGAGAAACUAUCAUGCUGUCACGACCGUUCACGAGGUUGUUACAGAGAAUGAUGAUUCGGUUACGGUUGUUUUGGAGUCUUACGUUGUUGAUGUGCCUGAGGGGAAUACUGAGGAGGAUACGAGGUUGUUUGCUGAUACUGUUGUGAAGUUGAAUCUGCAGAAACUGGCGGCGGUGACGGAAGCGAUGGCGGUUGACGGUGGCGCGUCUAUUAAGAAUCUGAAUCUCAGGUGAUGCUGGUGUUAAUUGGUUAUGGUUUUUAAUUCCACAGCCCCAAAAAAAUAAAUAAAUAAGAAAGAAAAAGAAAAUGGAAAAAAGUCCAGCCACACUUUAUCAUUUUUUUUUAUUUUCAUUGAAAUCAAAAAUUUGUGAGUUUUUUUUUUUUAUUUAAUGUUUGUAUGGAAGUUACAAAAUCACCCUUUGUCUGUAAUGAUGGGCUGCCACUUGCCACUUGCCACUGUGAAUUGUAUAUUGGGGGCAUUUUCGUCAUUGAAGUGUUUAAUUUGUGAAUGUGUUUUUUA